This is a messenger RNA of Cygnus olor (mute swan), 2973 nucleotides long. It is a transcript of the gene GNL3, whose product is annotated as G protein nucleolar 3. Gene Ontology annotation, cellular component: nucleolus. The transcript is spliced from 15 exons. NCBI's taxonomy places the organism in Eukaryota, Metazoa, Chordata, Aves, Anseriformes, Anatidae. The record is from RefSeq and is a predicted model, not a curated record. The coding region runs from base 64 to 1770 and encodes 568 amino acids. Gene Ontology annotation, molecular function: GTP binding.
CGGCGGUGGCAGGAAGGGGCCGGAGCGCGGUGCCCGCGUGCGCAGCCCGGCGGCGGCGGCGCCAUGAAGCGGCCGCGGCUGCGGAAGGCGAGCAAGCGGCUGAGCUGCCACAAGCGGUACAAGAUCCAGAAGAAGAUCCGGGAGCACCACCGCAAAGUCAGGAGGGAGGCCAAGAAACGCGGGCGCAGAAAGCCCAAGAAGGACCCCAGCGUGCCCAACGCGGCGCCGUUCAAGGAGGCACUCCUGCGGGAAGCAGAGCAGAGGAAGCAGAGGCUUGAAGAACUAAAACAAAAGCAGAAGCUUGACAGACAGAAAGAACAUGAAAAGAAGAGGAAGCUUGAUGCUAAAAAGAAUGCAGCCAAAAUCCAGGAACAGACAGAGGGAACGGAACCUUCUAGCAAAUCUGAAGCAAAUACUAAGAAAGUGCCACAUAAAAAAUCAAAGAAAUCAUUUAACAGUGAGCUUGAGAAGGUGAUAGAAGCCUCAGAUGUGGUUCUGGAGGUUUUGGAUGCAAGAGAUCCAAUGGGCUGUCGCUGUCCCCAGCUGGAGCAAGCUAUUACUUGCUCUGGAGGAGACAAAAAGCUAUUGUUGGUUCUGAACAAAAUUGAUUUAGUGCCUAAGGAGAACUUGGAGAAAUGGUUGAAUUGUUUGAAGAAGGAAUUUCCAACAGUUGCUUUUAAAUCAUCAACCUUGAUGACAGACAGGACUACGCAGCAGCAUUUCUCAAGAAAAAGGGCACGUGUUGAUUUAUCAAGAAACACUGAAUGUUUUGGAAGUGAAUGCCUCUUGAAACUUCUUCAGGAGCACUGCAAGACUCAAAACAAAGCUAUUCAGGUUGGGUUAGUAGGUUUCCCUAAUGUGGGGAAGAGCAGCAUAAUCAACAGUAUUAAGAGAGAUCGUGUUUGCAACGUUGGGACAGCAAGAGGUCUUACCAAGUGCAUGCAAGUUGUGCGUAUUGAUAAACAGAUGAAGAUGUUGGACAGUCCAAGUAUAGUCGCAGAUCCUGCCAACAGCACCCUAACUCUGGCCCUGAGAAGUAUCAUAGAUGCUGGAGUAUCGGGCUCCGUAGACAUGGUUGAAGCAAUGGAUGCAGUUCUAAAUCACUGCAGUAAACAGCAGGUAAUGAUGUUCUAUAGUAUCCCGGAUUUCAGGAACACUGAAGAGUUCUUAACUUUACUUGCUCAGAAAAGGGGUAUGCUGAAAAAGGGAGGUGUUCCUGACAUAGAGAAUAUAGCCAAAUUACUACUUUGUGACUGGACAGGAGCUAAAAUAAGCUACCAUUCACAACCUCCAGGAUCUCAAAUGCUGCCCCCCUACCUUACAGAAGACAAAAUAGCUGAAAUGCAGAAGGGUUUUAAUUUAAAGAAGCUAGAAGAAGAAAACAAUGCUACUGUUCAAGCUUUAAAAUACCCUAGUCCAGCAAGCAGCAUUGUCUUCCAGUCAGCUGGCAUGACAAACGGGAAAAUAGAGGAAAAUAAAGUGGUAGGGGAAGCAUCACAGUGGGAGACUUUGGAAACAAGCAGGGAAGAAGAGGAAGAGGAUUUCAUGGAAACUGAUGACCAAGAUAGCAUGGAAGAAGAAGAAAAGGAUGUGAAAGAGGAAAGCAAAAUUCGGAUGACCAGGAAAGCAGAGCUUGGAAAACAACAAACAAGACGUGUAACUGCAGAAAACAAGCUAGCAGAAAGUGGAUGUGACAGUUCACUAUCGUUCAGCUUAGACAAGACAGCAGAUGAAGACGAUGCCUAUGAUUUUAAUACAGACUAUGUGUAAUGAGAUGUGCGAAGAUAGGGCUUGGAAACUAUUACUGGCCUUCAGACCAGUCAAACACUUCUGUUACAGAAGUUGUAGGAAUGCUUCAUAGCAGAGCUGCAAACAUUCACAAUUACUGUGUCAAAUAAUGUAUAUAAUACUGUGUAUCUCUAGAUAAUUCCAGAUUUUGUAUAGUUUUAGGAAGCUGACCUUUAAGCCCUAUACUUUUAAUUCCUGUUAAAAAGACUAUUUGAAAAAAAAAAUCGGACUGUGUUAGUCCAUUCUUUAUGCCUUGUAAAGAGAUUUUUCAAACGGAUAAAUCCCCCAUUGCUUUCUUUGAAAAACUAUGGUCACGUUUUAAGCAAUUAAAUUUUCAGGGCAAGGUUUCAUGUUCCCUUCAUAAAAAUGUUAAUCAUUUUGCCUAGAGGAUUAUAGACCGUACCUCUAGAGCGUGACUUAAGUGAGUUUUCAGUAUUUUUAAAAACUAUACGACUUUCACAGGUAAAAGUUGCUUGGCAAAUACUACUUACUUCAGCUAGACAUAAGGUAUUUUAUCUAAGCACUUCUCUGUAAGCUCACUAGCUUCACAGGGAGAGGUAACUGGGAUUAUGGUAACAGUAAUUUGUCUAAAUUGGGGGGAAAAAAGCUCCUUCCUAUGGUGCUCUUGAAUAAAAGACAUAUUUCCUGAUGGAAAUAUGGUAGCAACUGGUAACUGUAAAGCAAAGCAUGUUCUUCUGUGUAAUAAGGAUGUUACUGUAGUCAGCCUGCAGCAAAACUGGGACAACAUUAACCAGCUGCACUGAAAGCGGCAGCUGAUACAUUUUCUUUAAAUGUACCUAGAGUAAUCCAUGCCUCCUAGGUAUCUUAAACUGCAUGUGUCUGUAUCUGUGCUUGAUAUUUUUUUAUCUAAGCCUGCUGAAAUAGCCACUGACAGGAAUGGUUCUUAAGAAGCCAGGAAAAGAAAGGAUCAGUAACAAACCAGAGAGCAGCACAGAACUAUACAUACACUGUCUAUAGCUCUGGUAAUGAGAUGAGAAGUUGGAAAUCCUUUUAAAUUAUAAAGCAGUACUGAAACCAUAUUCAUACACAGAAGCAAGCCCUUUAGCUCUCUGCUCCCCUGUACCUCAGAUCAAUGAACCACUGAGCCUUUCACUGCUUGUCUUUUAUCCGUACAUCUUAUACCUGUUCACAAGUAGUAGUACUGAAUAAACAUGAGAACUUGAA